This is a messenger RNA of Quercus robur (English oak), 1056 nucleotides long. Its product is annotated as cyclin-P3-1. The record is from RefSeq and is a predicted model, not a curated record. Gene Ontology annotation, biological process: regulation of cyclin-dependent protein serine/threonine kinase activity. Bases 173 to 748 code for a protein of 191 amino acids. Gene Ontology annotation, molecular function: protein kinase binding. The transcript has 2 exons. Lineage: Eukaryota; Viridiplantae; Streptophyta; Magnoliopsida; Fagales; Fagaceae.
UGCUAUUCCAAAGAAUUUGUUCUGGCAGGAAACCGUGCAUCAAGGUUAGCCCUAUCCCUAACAUAAGAUUAAGCUCAAUUUAUUGAGUUUAUUAAAAUGAUGCAUAAAGUUUACAAAUAAGUUAUUAUUGUUGUGAACAUAUAUAUUGCAGCUCUAAUUAGAUAUAGGAACAAUGGCACUCAAAAGUGAGGCUGUUGGAUCAGAAAUUUGUGCAUCUUUAGGAUUGGAUAAAUAUGAAAAUGGGGUUUCAGGAACUCCCAGAGUUCUUUUAAUUCUUUCUUCUGUUCUUGAGAGAACCAUUUCAAAGAAUGAAAAGUUAUUGAAGGUGUCAAAGAAGAAGGAUGCUGUUACAAUCUUCCAUGGUAUGAAGGCACCAAUCUUAAGCAUUCAACAGUAUGUUGAGCGCAUUUUCAAGUACUGCAAAUGCAGCCCUUCUUGCUUUGUUGUUGCAUACAUAUACAUCGAAAAAUUCCUCCAACGCACGGAUGCUUAUCUUACUGCCCUCAAUGUUCAUCGGAUUCUAAUAACAAGCAUUAUGGCUGCUGCAAAGUUCAUGGAUGAUGAGUGUCAUGAGAACGCCUACUUUGCCAAAGUGGGUGGCAUAAGCACUGCAGAACUGAACAGCUUGGAGUUGAACUUUUUGUUCAAUUUGGAUUUUAGACUUUUUGUUACCCCUGAGGUCUUUGGGAAAUACUGUCUCCAGCUUGAAAAGGAAGGUCUUCGCAACCGAAUUAACCUGCUGGACUAAUUCCUGGGGAUUAAAUAUAGAGUAGCCUAACAUAUAUGAAACUGUAUGUGCACCCAAACUGGCAGGCUCCAGCUACAAAGGCAUAUGAUACUCACAAUGCUAUGUCUUAUUUCUCUCUCCCUUUUUGUUCUUUUGGCAAUGUAGUUAAAUGAAGCAUAAUUUAAAGCAUAGCCUUGGCUUGAGCUAAUCCGCCCCUGGUCUCUAUGCAUGCGGCCAGAAGUGAGCAGGAAAUUUGGCUACUGAGGUUUCGCCAAACCAAAUCAAUGACAAAAGAAAAAAUAGUAAUAAAUGCCUUGGUGCUUGUUUCU